ACUAUCCAUCAGUGACUUAGAGCCUCACGCGUAGUUACGCCUGUGCGUCUCUCGAAAGAGAUUACAUCUUACCAACUUCACUUUUGUGUAACAAAUCGUUAAAUUCCUGGUAAAAAUGACUGAAAGUUCACCGGAUGAGUCUAGUUCUAAGAGGAAGGACUUCAUCUGCGGUGUUGUUGAGGGCUUCUACGGCCGCCCGUGGACGACAGAACAAAGGAAAGAUCUAUUCCAAAAACUUAAAAAAUGGGGUAUGGACAUGUAUGUGUACGCUCCAAAAGACGACUACAAGCACCGAGCAUACUGGAGAGAAUUAUACACAGUAGAGGAGGCUGAACAUCUCACGUCUCUAAUAACUGCAGCAAAGGCACAAGGGAUUCAGUUCUGCUAUGCAUUGUCUCCAGGACUAGAUAUUACGUAUAGCAGCCAGAAAGAGAUUACUACUCUUAAACGAAAGCUAGAGCAGGUGUCUCAGUUUGGCUGUACGUGUUUUGCUUUACUAUUCGAUGACAUUGAGCUGGAGAUGAGUGAGGCUGAUAAGCAAACCUUUCAGAGUUUUGCACAUGCACAGGUAUCAGUUACUAACGAGAUCCACCAACACCUGGGCUGUCCGCGCUUCCUGCUGUGCCCGACGCAGUACUGCGCCUCCCGCGCCCUUCCCGCAGUCAACAGCUCCGAGUAUCUGAACACACUCGGAACCAAGCUCUCCCAGCAGAUAGAUAUUAUGUGGACUGGCUCCAAAGUGAUUUCAAAGACGCUGACAACGAAUUGCAUUGAAGAGAUCACGCAAGUACUGCGUCGUCCGCCUGUUAUCUGGGACAACCUGCACGCGAACGACUAUGAUCAGAAGAGAAUAUUCCUGGGCCCAUACUGCGGUCGAUCACCAGAAUUGAUUCCCCUAUUGCGCGGAGUGUUAACGAACCCGAACUGCGAGUACAAUGCCAAUAUGAUCCCGAUCUGGACGCUCGGACAUUGGGCCAGCUGCAGUUUGGAUGCGCCUGCACAUAUGGAGGCAGUUUCGUGGGAUAUAAAGUUGGAACGCGAGAGUGAACAAGGCGUCUGUGAGGAUGAAACGCCGCUAACGCUCGGCAAGCACGUGUAUCACCAUCGACAGGCGUUACGACAUGCAAUCAACGAAUGGCUGCCGGAGUUUUCAAUACCAAAAGCGGCGCAGGCACCUGUUAUAAAACCACAGCCGUCAGUUACAGUGCCACCAGUGCCGAUCAUACCGAUACUACCGUCAGUGAACACUUGCAUGUCGCUAGUGACCAGCACUAGUACCACUAGCACCACCAGCACAGCAGAGAUCGCGCCUGCCAUCCCCACUGUAAACACUAGUCAGCUGCAGGCGUUGGCCGAUGUGUGCUGUCAUGUACCGAGGCCCAUUCUCGCCACUGGGUUUCAGGUAUCACUGAUUGAAACAUUUAAUCCGGUUCCGACCCCAGUAAUGAAUUCCUUAGUUUCACCAACAAAAGUGAUUCUUAACGAAUCAAUACCGAACCCCAUAAUACCCAUCGCAAGUUCAAACAUUGCGUUGCCACCGGAGAUACCAGUUUCGACUCUACCUGUCGCGAUACUGGGGUUAAAAGCGCUUGAAGAGAAUAAUGAAAAGGCCGAAGUUAUGGAGAAAAGCGAGAACCAGACCGAUAUGGUCGAGAACCAAAGCGAAAUGGCCGAAAACCAUGCUGAAAUGGGUGACAACCAGGGAGAUAUGAGUGAGAAUCAAAGUGAAAUGAUAGAGAACACGAGUGUGGCGAACGACAGCGUAUUAGAGAGUGAAAGCUUCAUAGAAGAUAUUAAGAAAAAAACCGAGGACAACGAUAACAUCAUCGUGGACGACGUAGAACCGACGUCCGAGCUCCAGCAGAACGGCGAUAUGAGCGUUGGUGACACACCCCAAACGUUAAGUCCAAACCGACUCUCCAUACCGGAAGUGGGAGUCGAGCCCCUCGACGUAGAUCCCCCCUCCACCGCCGUGACGGACUCAGAUGUUGCCAUGAACGACGUCAUGAGCGAGGGUGGUUGUUCGAUGCAGGUAGAGCCCAGCAAUAGCCCCUUGAGUACUGAUAUGAUGGUGGAAUCUAUAGAACCGACGGAAGUACCUGAUGAGCCCGUAGAAGAACCAACCAUAGACGCGAACGCACUAACAGCAGAUGAUCUGCUGUUACUUUGCGAUCUAUUCUAUCUGCCGUUCGAGCAUGGGUCACGAGGACUGCGCCUCCUGCACGAUUUCAAUUGGUUGAUCACACACGCGUCUAGUAUGCUGCCUAGAGGAAAUAAACCUGAGACCAGCGAGUGGCGCCGGCGGCGCGGGCGCUUCGCGUGGUGGAUGUCGCGGGCGCGCCGCCUCGCGCGCCGCCUGGCGGCCGCCAAGAACCAAGAGCUGCAUGCCGAGCUGGAGCCCUACGUCUGGGAGCUCUGCGCCGUCUUGGCGCUCCUCUCCGGCUUUGUGAGGUGGAUAGAACUCGGAAAAUUCCCACCGAAUAUAACGACGAAUACACAAGGAAGUUAUACAUGGUUCUCAAAAGGCUGGCGGGAAGCAUUUGAGAGCGGCGCGCAAGAACCGUGGGUGUUCCGCGGCGGGCUUACUGCCGACCUGAGGCGAUUACUACCAAUCGAAUGCAGCGGCGAAGUGAUGCGGCCUCAGGCCAUGCCUCCAGGGUUACCUUUGACUGUGAGGCCUUACAUCCCGAGUGACGAGGAGGCCGUAUGCGCAAUCUGCCAUAAAACGUGUCGAGAUGGGUCGGACUGUAGCGAUCUCUUCCCUAGUGAUCUACAAACGCUGCCUGCCGAUAGGUAA
Molecule: messenger RNA, 2797 nt
Organism: Hyposmocoma kahamanoa
Lineage: Eukaryota; Metazoa; Arthropoda; Insecta; Lepidoptera; Cosmopterigidae
Gene: Oga
Product: protein O-GlcNAcase
Exons: 19
Coding region: 116-2797 (893 amino acids)
Biological process (GO): glycoprotein metabolic process
Molecular function (GO): beta-N-acetylglucosaminidase activity
Source: RefSeq, a predicted model, not a curated record